AUGGCCGCCUCUGUGCAGCCUGAUCACAACCCAUAUAUCAGAGCUUUCAGACAAUUUGUCCGCAACUCGGUGACCUGUGACUUUUCGCAGAAAGAGUUCGUACCUCUCGACUUGCUGGAGGCCUAUCUGGAUCAACGCCGCGUGACACAGCUUCUCGCCGCUCUUCCAGGAGUCAUAGACGCUGCAAACGUCUUGGAGCAUUAUCUACGAGUUUUCGCCAUCCUUAUAAUCAUCGGGAAAGCUGAAUAUAUCAAGCACUUCCUUCAGCACUCGGACCUUGAAGAUAAAAUCUUGCCUAUUACGUCUUUGAAUCACCGACCUUCCCAUUGGCCGAGCGUUGCCGAUUCCAACGACUUUUUCCCAUCGUUCUACAAAGCACAAUGGCAAUUUUGUGCUCUCGACUUCACCCAGAAGCUAAAAGGCAGUGUUCUCGACGAGGAUCUAAUACUUCCCAUCAUCGAGAAGAAGGAGCUGGGAAGUGGAGGAAGCGCCGCCAUCUACAAAAUCAAAUUGCACGACGCCUACAAUCAUCUGGUUGAAAGGGCUCCAAAUGGCCGACCCCUCACGGAUACAUUCGUCCUGAAGACCUACUUCGUCAGCGAGGCCGAAAAAAACUACCAGAACGAGGUAGACGCCUUCAUUCAACUUAUGAGUCCUAGAAAAUUCGAGGAGAAUAUGAUUGCAUUUUACGGGGCUUACAGUCAAGGUGGGACGUAUAAUAUCAUCCUCGAGUAUGCGGAUAGUGGGAAUCUUCAAGAGUUUUUCGAAAACGUGGAACCACCUUCCGCUGAAGUAGACAUCAUAAAUUUCUGGGACAAUCUUUUCAAGAUCGUCCAACCUCUCCAAAGAAUACAUGAGUUGAAACGUGGUGGAAAUGGCCCGCCCAGUUUACAAAGGGUUCACCAAGACAUCAAAGCCGCGAAUGUUCUUGUUUGCAAGGGGACAAGCGAGUCAGAUUACGAAUGUACUUUCAAGCUUGCCGAUUUAGGUCUCAGCCAUCUCACCGGGAAAGACAUGUGCGGUACGCCCAUGUACAGCGCUCCCGAAUGCUGCAGGUCAGAUCGAUUCAUGGAACGGACCGCCUUAGAGAUAUCCCCUGAAAUCGACAUAUGGUCCCUAGGCUGUCUGUUCAGCGAGGCUGUUGUAUGGGUUGUGCGGGGAAUGCCUGGUCUCAAGCACUACCAAAAUCUUCGUACGAUUGAGAUAGGUGAGCUGCCAGGUCUUACAGAAGCUGGCUAUAGUGGUUGCUUCCACAAUGGCACGCAUGUCCUUAAGGCAGUAGGUCACAUGCACGAAGACAUACUCGAGAAGCGACGUAUGAACAUCGAUCACAUCACAGAAUACGUCGUUCCGCUCAUUGACAACAUGCUGGUGGACACCAACCGAUUCAAUGCGGUACACGUCCACAGAAACUCACAGCGGAUCUUGAAGAAGGCGAGAGAAAAGAAAUAUCCCAAGAUCAUGCAGACCGUCGGUAGUCCAGUCGUCCCCCCUCGAAAGCCUCCAUACGUUCCACCAGAACAUGCGGGACUAAAACUUACACAUUCUUACCCCUCAAGGAGCUCCCGGGGUUUACUUUCAAAGCAGAGACGGACUGGUUCGGAACUUUCUGGUAGCUCGCAGCUGUCUUACAAUGGGCGGUCCAACCCCCCGAAUGGAGCGUCAGCCUUCGGAAGAGCAGUCAGCUGGGAACAUGACUCCUUAGACUCUGAAUCCUUCGAGCCAAGCGCUCUCAGUUCUCGGAGUACUAUGCGAGGAACAAACCUUUUUGCUUCGACCAUUGCGCAAUCCACUGCGACUCUACCGUCUCAAAAGAACGGCGCACCAACCGAGCGGGAACAUGAAUAUGCACUUGAUUAUAAGUUGCGUUAUCGCGGUGUUUCGAGAGCUAAUACUGCAAACGGCAAAACGCCCAUAAGAGACGAGGGAGAUGGCGAAUAUAGCCCUCGCUUACUAUCACCCGCUCGCGACAACUCAAGAGCUACUGCUGGAAACGACGGCACAAUUGCCGAAGACCUGGUUCGGGGGAAGCGCCCCAACCUAUCCGUCCAAGAAGUACACAACUGGAAAAAAAAGAAAGGUCGUGGUUCUAGUCCUCCCUUGAAUGGCGACAAGUAUUUGCAGAGGUUGAAUGACCGGGAUCAUAUAUUUCUUAUUGACGACUCUGCGUCCAUGAAACCGUAUUGGCCAAAGCUGAAACGGGUAUUUGAGGCGUUGGCUUGGCUUGUCAAACGAGUAGAUCCCGACGGACUUGACCUGUAUUUCACUAGUUCUCCCGAGAAGUUUCACAACAAAAACACGACACCACUUGCCAGCCUGGUGGAAAGGCGAGAAGCAACACUAGGUGGUCGUUGCAACAUCAAAAACAGCUUGGGAAAUAUCACGCAAGGCUACAGGGCAAAGAUUCAAAGCCUCGAUGCAAAUCGCCCAAGGUCUCGCUUGAGCUUUUUGGGGGCGACACAAAAGCUCCAUCCUAUCAGUAUUUAUAUCCUCACUGACGGCGUUUGGCAAGAUAAACCAGAACCCAUUUGUGGAGUCGAUGAACCGAUCAGAAUUCUUGUCAAUGAGCUUUCGAACCGGGGUUUGCUUGAUGGACAAGCGGGCAUACAGUUCGUCCGGUUUGGCCACGAUGAUAUUGGUAUGAAGCGGCUUCGGAUGAUAGACAAUCACAAAGAGCUCAAAUUAGACAAGGACAUUGUGGACACAACUUCAUGUGAUGGAAACGUCUUGAAAAUGCUGCUUGGGGCGGUCGAUCGGGAUUGGGAUGAUGACGAAAGUGGUGAUGAAGACGACGACGACGACAACGACGACGACAACGACGACGACGACGACACGGCCACUCAUGCUCAAGACAAAAUUAAUGGAGACGGAUACGGGUGGCCAGGCACGUCGAGCAACACCUAG
This is a messenger RNA of Mytilinidion resinicola, 2904 nucleotides long. RefSeq lists its product as uncharacterized. Bases 1 to 2904 code for a protein of 967 amino acids. Gene Ontology annotation, biological process: peptidyl-serine phosphorylation; peptidyl-threonine phosphorylation. The transcript is spliced from 6 exons. The record is from RefSeq and is a predicted model, not a curated record. Gene Ontology annotation, molecular function: ATP binding; protein serine/threonine kinase activity. Lineage: Eukaryota; Fungi; Ascomycota; Dothideomycetes; Mytilinidiales; Mytilinidiaceae.